Messenger RNA from Rubroshorea leprosula, 903 nucleotides. The record is from the annotation of a GenBank genome assembly. NCBI's taxonomy places the organism in Eukaryota, Viridiplantae, Streptophyta, Magnoliopsida, Malvales, Dipterocarpaceae.
AGGAGAAGAAGUUCAUUUUUCAUCAGACCCAAGAAAAAGUUGUUGGCCAUCUUUGGCGAACGUCAUGAGCCACAUAUCAGGGCGAAAAAUCCAACGUCCGGCGGAUCAACUCAGGGAGAUAGAAGUCCUCAUAAUAUCCGCCCAAGAUCUCAAGAAUGUCAAGCAUGUGAACAAGAUGAAAACCUACGCAGUUGUCUACGUGGAAAAAUCCCACGUGGCGAAAACGCGCGUAGACGAGCACGGCGAAACCAACCCCACCUGGAACGAGGUGGUGAAGGUGAAGUUUCCAGCACGGCUACCGGAGAACGACGUGUUGGCGGCUGUGAACGUGGACAUAUACGCGCAUGGUCACGUGAGGGAGAAGCCAGUGGGAAGUGCUAGGGUUUUGUUAUGUGAUGUGUUGAAGGGAGGGGAUGUGUCAGAGCCGGCAGAUAAUCCGAUACAGUGCAUGACGGUGCAGGUGAGGAGGCCUUCAGGGAGGCCGCAGGGGUUUCUGAACCUUUGGGUUCCACCUACGGGGAGGUUCCUGAUAAGGAGGGAGUCUUUGUCUUUUAGUGUGAAGGAGGCAGCGGAGGAGCAGAAAGAGGAGGCAGCGGUGGAGCAGAAAGAGGAGGCGGUCGGAAGAGCAGAGGUGGAGUAGCAGUGGGGCAUGGCACGCGGUGAUAUUGCAUGUAAGACGUGUGUUAGCUAGAGUCCGGCUUGUUGUUUAGUACAGUUGUUCUGAAGUUUUUCAAUGUAGCUGAGUUAUGACGAGUGUUUUUGAAGUUCAUUUUUCAUGUGUCGUUGUGUGGUCCAAAUUGUUCAACAGUUUUUAGUUUUUUUAUUUUCCUUAUAUAUGUAUUAUCUGGUCUUUUUACUUUUAAAUAAUAUGUUUUACUGUUUUAGUAAAUGGGAUGUAGAAUU